Messenger RNA from Letharia columbiana, 390 nucleotides. RefSeq lists its product as uncharacterized. Lineage: Eukaryota; Fungi; Ascomycota; Lecanoromycetes; Lecanorales; Parmeliaceae. The record is from RefSeq and is a predicted model, not a curated record. Bases 1 to 390 code for a protein of 129 amino acids. The transcript has 2 exons.
AUGGAGUUGGGAAAGACCAUAAUUCGCCCGGCGCUCGCCAUAGCUCCCCUUGAGAUCUUCCUGCAAAGGGCACACGCUGAGGUCAACGCCUGCCGCAAUGCCCCUCCAGGCUCGCCACCAGAAGCUAGCCAUUUGCCUGCGUCUACCAAAAAGACACCCCGAUCUCCAGAUGCAAAAGCCCCCUCCGAUCCCUCCUGGCAAUCAUGUCCGUGCCUUGAGUGUUUGUCUGCGACCAAAAUGACGCUCAAGCUGGGCUGCCUCGUCCUGCUCAUACCACCAGGCCUCCACAAGGGUCGGACAAUGGAAACCAAAAAACUAAUCAACGAGGAAGAGCUCAAGAUACUCGGCAUAGACUUCGUCCAUAUCCCAGAUCCCGAGUUUUCGGCCUGA